Messenger RNA from Clunio marinus, 216 nucleotides. The record is from the annotation of a GenBank genome assembly. Lineage: Eukaryota; Metazoa; Arthropoda; Insecta; Diptera; Chironomidae.
AUGAAAAACGAGAAGAGUUGUGGUAAAGGAAGCAAAACUUCCAAUGUAGAAAGGUGGAAACAGGCAAACAGAAGAAAAUUUCACAAUUUAUUGACACAUGAAACUCAACGAAAUGUUUUAGUCCCGUUACGAAAGUUUCCUUUCCUUCUUUCGCAUCAAAUUACUGCAAAUGAUUUAAGAUUCUUGUUCACUUUACUACAAUGUUGGGUUGGAUGA